ACUUUUUUCAGUCAACUAUUUGCCGACUAUUGCAGUCGACUUGAUGCUGACUAUUGCAGUCAGCUAUUGCAGUCCUGCAGUCUAUAACCUAUAUAUUCCUUGUUCUUAUUAUUCUUAUUCCAUUCCGGUGAGUGUGAACAAGUGUAAAUUUCGUAAAUAUUUUUAUUAUUUAGUGCGUAGACAAAAAACAGAAGUGUAUAGCGUUCGCGAAUAAUCCAACUGCAAGAUGCCAAAGGCUUUUCAAGAGUUAUCCAGACGGCAAAAAAAUCGCCGUCUUUGUGCAUACGCAAGAGAAGACAGUACUGACACAUCUGAAAAUAAAAAUUCGGACACUAUUAACGCCAAUGAAGAAUGCAAUUUGACAAAAUCAUAUGAAGAGCUCUCAGUAGUACCUGAUGAUGAGACUAUUCAUGAUGUUAACGAUUACAAUAUAUUACCUGAGGAGAAAUGGAUUGAUGAGGAGGAUGAUUACAUUUGUAUUGUAGAAACUGUUAUGAAGAAUAGCGAGGCGACUAUCAGCGAGAUAGAAUUAUUGAUGCAAGAUUGGCUGCGACGAGCUGGUGACCGAUUGCGUUUGUUACUUGCACAAAAAUAAAUAUAUUUUAUAUAUAAUUA
Solenopsis invicta (red fire ant) is the source of this 615-nucleotide messenger RNA. RefSeq lists its product as uncharacterized. The record is from RefSeq and is a predicted model, not a curated record. Bases 227 to 595 code for a protein of 122 amino acids. The transcript has 2 exons. NCBI's taxonomy places the organism in Eukaryota, Metazoa, Arthropoda, Insecta, Hymenoptera, Formicidae.